This is a messenger RNA of Kwoniella botswanensis, 735 nucleotides long. RefSeq lists its product as uncharacterized. The transcript has a single exon. NCBI's taxonomy places the organism in Eukaryota, Fungi, Basidiomycota, Tremellomycetes, Tremellales, Cryptococcaceae. The record is from RefSeq and is a predicted model, not a curated record. The coding region runs from base 1 to 735 and encodes 244 amino acids.
AUGCUCUCCACUGUCGUCGAUAGCAUCAGCGUAUUUGCCUUCCAGUCCAAAUUCCUAUGGAAAGACUACAAACGCACGCGACAACGGGAAGCCGAAGAACGAGCCACAUCGAAAUUCUACGAGGAACAACGAAAGAAGAACGGUGACGUGCAACUGUCUUUGAAAGAAAUCGAAACCAUCGUGGACGACUCGAGAUACCUUGCAGAAGACUGGAAACAAAGAUAUGCCAUCUCUGAGGAGAAUAGACGUCACUAUUUCAACGAUGGAAAUCAACUACCUAUCGUUCUCUUCCCUCCGAAGGCGGGGACAGUCGAGGUCACCGCGAGGAUCACUCAGACCGGCGAAGGAAGUCACAUGUCAGCUCAUAUUCACCCACUCAGCGAUCUAAAUGUGGAAGAUUCAGAAUAUCAAAGAGCGAAGAGCUGUAUCAUUUCUGAACUGGACACCAAGAUGAGCCAUUUGAACAAGUCGUCUUCGUACUAUGACUGGAUUUCAGGCCCAGAGCGCACGCUAGGUUAUAACAUGAGCAAGAUGACGGAUAAUUGGGCGGUAAGAUACCCAGAGAUCACGUUCAUCACUCAUACACCAUCCGGUGAUCUGUAUAAACCUGCGACCGCGAGACGCACAACCUUCCAACGAGAGCAAGUGGACAUAGAGAGUCCCUGUCAUCAGAGUUCGCGAGCGCAUCUACCAUUUAUGAGAAAGCAUAAAGAGGGAUCUUCGGUAAGGCUGUAA